AUGAAAAUUUCAUUCGUUUAUCAAUCGUUAAUUUUGAUCAAUUUAAUAAUCAUUUUCGACAUAAUCGAUACAUUGGAAAUUUUAAAUCUUUUUAAUAUUAACCGCCAUCAUCAAGGAUUAUACAAAUCUUUAUCAUCAUCAACUCCAUUAUUGAAAGGAAAAGUUAGAAAUUUACAUGAAAAAUAUUAUUCACAAUAUGUUGACCAUUUUAGUUUUACCAAUCGUAAUACAUUUAAACAACGUUAUCUAAUAUCAACUGAACAUUGGAAAUCACCAAAUGGUCCAAUUUGGUUUUGGGCUGGUAAUGAAGGUGAUGUUUAUGAUUCGGCUAAAAAAGUUGGCUUUAUUUGGGAUAAUGCUGAAAAAUUUCAAGCAAUGAUUUUAUUUAUGGAACAUCGUUAUUAUGGUAAAUCAAUACCAUAUGGAAAAAAUUCAUUCAAAAAAUUAUCAAAUUAUGGUUAUUUAACUGUUGAACAAGCAUUAGAUGAUUAUGCUAGUUUUAUUGUACAUAUACGUUCAACAAUGAAAGGUGCUCGAUCAAGUCCGGUUGUUAUAAUUGGUGGUAGUUAUGGUGGUAUGCUUGCAGCAUGGUUUCGUAUAAAAUAUCCACAUCUUUGUGUUGGUGCAUUAGCUUCAUCAGCACCAUUUCUACAUUAUCCAAAUAUUUAUGAUUGUAAAAAUUAUUAUCGUAUUGCUACUGAAACUUUUUCAAAUUAUUCAACAAAUUGUUCAGAAUCAAUACGACGAUCAUGGCCAGCAAUACGUCGUUUAGCCAAAACAAAUAAUGGACGAACAUUACUUACUAAAAAAUUUAAUUUAUGUGAAAAAUUUAAUCCUUCACAAUUAGAAUCAUUAAUUCAUUAUAUAUCAUAUAUAUGGGCAGUAUUACCAAUGAUGGAUAAUCCAAAAUCAUCAUAUCCAAUUAAAAAUGCUUGUCAAUAUUUAAACGAACCAGAUUCAAAUGAUGAACAAUUAAUAACAGCGAUUGGUAAAGCCUAUUCAGUAUUUAAAAAAAAUAAACAAUGUAAACAAUUAAGUGGAUAUGGUGAUAUGUAUAUACAAAAAGAUUCAUGGGAUUUUCAAACAUGUACCGAAUUGGCUUUACCCUUAUGUUCAGAUGGUGUGAAUGAUAUGUUUGAAUUAAGUGAAUGGAAAAUGGAACAAUUUUCAAAUGAUUGUCAUAAAAAAUAUGGUAUCAAUCCAGAUCCACAUAAACCAUUAAGAAUAUUUGGUGGUAAAAAUAUUCAACAUACAGCAACAAAUAUUAUAUUCAGUAAUGGUUUAAAAGAUCCAUGGAGUGGUGGUAGUGUACUUGAAUCAUUAUCCGAUUCAUUGAUUGCCAUAAAAAUACCUGGCGCCUGUCAUUGUGAAGAUCUUCUUACAGAAACGACAAAUGAUACGAAAACAGUAUUAGAUGCGCGUGAACAAGAAUUACAGAUUAUUCGUGGUUGGUUUGAAACAUAUUAUGAAAAGAAAAAAAUUGAUUUUAAAUUUUAA
Messenger RNA from Dermatophagoides pteronyssinus (European house dust mite), 1497 nucleotides. Its product is annotated as lysosomal Pro-X carboxypeptidase-like. NCBI's taxonomy places the organism in Eukaryota, Metazoa, Arthropoda, Arachnida, Sarcoptiformes, Pyroglyphidae. The record is from RefSeq and is a predicted model, not a curated record. Gene Ontology annotation, biological process: regulation of blood vessel endothelial cell migration; negative regulation of systemic arterial blood pressure; proteolysis. Gene Ontology annotation, molecular function: dipeptidyl-peptidase activity; serine-type exopeptidase activity.